Aspergillus tanneri is the source of this 1575-nucleotide messenger RNA. It is a transcript of the gene YOS9, whose product is annotated as Protein OS-9. The coding region runs from base 1 to 1575 and encodes 524 amino acids. The record is from RefSeq and is a predicted model, not a curated record. Lineage: Eukaryota; Fungi; Ascomycota; Eurotiomycetes; Eurotiales; Aspergillaceae. Gene Ontology annotation, cellular component: endoplasmic reticulum lumen. The transcript is spliced from 2 exons. Gene Ontology annotation, biological process: endoplasmic reticulum unfolded protein response; retrograde protein transport, ER to cytosol.
AUGGCACGACGUUCCCGGAUUGUAGCGCCCUUGCUGGCGUUGGCGUGUGCGAGUUCCACCGCGUGGGCUAGCAAAAAGGUGUUCAAUGUCUACGACGACAUUCUCGCAUUCCCUCAAUAUCAAGUUGUUUUCCCAGACGAAUAUAUCCUGGAAUCGCAAGCACGCGAGUUUCUGCACCCACAGGAGGACGGUUCUUCUGCCUUUAGCGGACAACAAAGAAAUGCCGAACCGAAUCGAGCUCAGGUAUCAUUGAGCAGUGGUAAACGCGACUCCCGAGACGAAGGACGACAGGCACGGGACGGACAUGCAGCCACCUACGAAGAAAUGGGCCUGGAAGCGCAGCGAUAUCUGUGUCGAAUUCCACAUGUGGAACCAGAAAACCAAAGCAAUCCCAAUGGCACGCAAGAGACCAACGAAGCGGAUGAGCAAAGGGAGCUGGCGCGAGCCACAGACCGUGGGAUGGAGCUCUUACGCGAGAUGGAGGGGAAAUGCAUGUACUACGUUUCCGGAUGGUGGUCCUACUCCUUCUGCUACAAGAAUCAGAUCAAGCAGUUUCAUGCGCUCCCCUCGGGCAGCGGCAUUCCUAACUACCCUCCCUUGGAGGACCCCACGACCCAUUCGUUCAUCCUCGGCCGGUUUUCGCGGCCCAAACAUGGCGAUGAUGAGGCCGCAGAAGCGGAGGGCAAAAAGGCAACCACGACGGAAGUCGCCGAACUGCAGACCAAAGGGGGCUCGCGGUAUCUAGUCCAGCGUCUCGAUGGAGGAACGCGGUGUGAUCUGACCGGCCGGAAUCGGAGGAUCGAAGUGCAGUUUCAUUGCCAUCCCCAGUCCACGGACCGGAUCGGGUGGAUCAAAGAAUUGACGACCUGCUCCUAUCUGAUGGUGAUCUACACGCCACGCUUAUGCAACGACGUAGCAUUUCUACCUCCGCAACAGGAGGAGGUGCAUUCAGUGGAGUGUCGAGAGAUCAUCACCCCAGACGAGGUGCCGGACUGGGAAGCUUUGCGAGCAUACCAACUCACCCAGCGACUGGUCGAAUCGGCAGAGGGGUCGGAGUUUCCGGUGGUUGGUGACAUCAAGGUCGGAGCGCAAAGACUGGUCGGGUCGGAAGGUAGAAAGAUUGAAAAGGGCCGGGUGGCUUCCGCAGGGGAAGAGAAGGUGGAGACGGUCGCUAAGCGGGAGAAUGGCGAGGUGCGGAAGAUGUCCCGCGAAGAGUUAAAGAGAUAUGACCUGGACCCGGAGAAGAUUGAAGCGCUGAAGAACAAAGUGGAGAAGUUGGCCAAGGGCAAGGACUGGGCCCUGGAGAUGGUCACGACCAAUGGAGAACGGCAACUGCGAGGGAUCGUGGAUACUGAUGAGAACGAAGACAAGGCAACCGACAGCACUGGGUCGGAAGAGACGAGCAAGACGGCUGAGGAUGGUGAUUCUUCGUCGCAUGAAGAGACGCAGAAGACUGAUCCCAAGAACGCAGUCCCGAAGAACAAGCCGAUGGAAGAGGGUGAACGAGAAGAACGACCGCAUCAGUCGGAUGACUCUAGUCAGGGCAGUGAAGAGACGUUUAAAGAUGAACUUUAG